This is a messenger RNA of Mercenaria mercenaria, 549 nucleotides long. RefSeq lists its product as uncharacterized. The transcript has a single exon. The record is from RefSeq and is a predicted model, not a curated record. Lineage: Eukaryota; Metazoa; Mollusca; Bivalvia; Venerida; Veneridae. The coding region runs from base 1 to 549 and encodes 182 amino acids.
AUGAUAAGACUAGUAAAACUAUUGUACGAAUCAAUCGAAUGUGCAGUACUCGAUGACGGAACUGAAUCAGAAUGGUUUAGGGUUACAACAGGAGUCAAACAGGGAUGCACAAUGUCAGGCUUUCUGUUCUUACUAGCAAUUGACUUUGUUAUGAAGAAAAUCACCAACAGCGUCCCAACAGGAAUACGAUGGAAAUUCACAACAAAGCUAGAAGACCUAGACUUCGCUGAUGACUUGGCUCUACUUUCCUCCAAAUUCCAACAUAUGCAACAAAAAACGGAGAAACUGAAAGAAAACGCAAGCAGUAUUGGACUGAAAAUAAAUUCAAGAAAAACAAAAGUGAUGAGACUGAAUGCUAGGAUCCAAACACCAGUCAAAAUAGACCAAACAAACAUAGAAGAUGUAGAAACAUUUACAUAUCUGGGUGGAAUAAUUACAUCCAAAGAAGGCAGUGACGAAGACAUCGAUAGCAGAAUAGGCAAAGGCAGAAAUCAAUUUCGCAGACUGAGAAAAAUCUGGACAUCCUCUAUCUUCUCCAUCCAGACUUAA